AUGGUGAUAUUAGCAGUGUUGCUAGCAGCACUGCUUCCUCCUGCAGUGUGCCAGGUGCGUCCUCUUAAAUGUGCCUUCAGUGAGCCCAUCCCUAUUCCUCACAAAUAUUAUCAACCAGGUGAUUUCAUCAUCGGAGGCAUUGCUUCUCAAAUGAUCCUGCUUUCUGAAGAGAAAACUUUCAAAAAAGACCCCAUUCAACAACAGAAUCGAGAACCUGUCUUUCUGACUAAACAUUACCAGCAUGUCUUGGCCUUGGCCUUUGCAGUAAAGGAAAUCAAUGAAAACCGCCAGAUCUUACCCAAUGUCACCCUGGGGUUCCACAUCUAUGACAGCUAUUUCAGUGCGAUGUGGACCUGUCAUGCAACCAUUGAGUUUCUUUCCACACUGAACAGAUUUAAGCCCAACUACAAAUGCGACACUCAGAGUAAUCUGGUCGCUGUCAUUGGUGGACUUAGCUCUGAAACUUCUCUACACAUUGCAAGCAUCCUGCAAAUCUACAAGAUUUCACAGCUGCAUCAUUUUCUCAGACGUGUCUCUUUUAACAAUAGUGCUGGAUAUGAGGUUUCCUUUGACCACAAUGGGGACUCGGUGGCUGGAUUUGAUGUCAUAAACUGGGUCUUUUUCCCAAACCAAUCCUUUCGCAAAGUUGACGUUGGAAAGAUGGAUUCCCUGCUUCCUCCAGAGGAAGCAUUCACCAUUAGGGAUGAUGUCAUCACUUGGCACACCUGGUUUAAUCAGGUGCUGCCCCUUUCUGUGUGUAAUGACUAUUGCCAUCCUGGUUACAGCAGGGAAAAGAAGGAGGGGGAACCAUUUUGUUGCUAUGACUGUGCCCCAUGCCCAGAAGGGAAGAUUUCAGACCAGAAUGACAUGGCUGACUGCAUUAAAUGCCCAGAAGACCACUAUCCAGGCAAAAAACAUGAUUCAUGCAUUCCUAAGGAUAUAAGCUUUUUGUCAUAUGAAGAACCUUUGGGAAUCAAUUUAGCCAUUUUUUCUCUUUCCUUUUCUUUAAUCACAGUGCUGGUACUAGCAACAUUUGUGAAGCACCAAGACACACCCAUUGUCAUAGCCAACAACCGAAACCUCACCUACACUCUCCUCGUCUCCCUCCUGCUCUGCUUCCUCUGUGCGUUGCUCUUCAUUGGACAGCCUCAUACGGUGACAUGCCUCCUCCGACAAACGGCUUUUGGCAUCAUCUUCUCAGUGGCUGUUUCCUGUGUGCUGGCCAAAACCAUCACUGUGGUUCUGGCUUUCAUGGCCACCAAACCAGGAUCCAGUAUGAGGAAAUGGGUAGGGAAAAGACUGGCCAACUCCAUUGUUCUUUCUUGCUCCCUUAUCCAAGCAGGCAUCUGUACAGUGUGGCUGACAACCUCCCCACCAUUCCCAGAUGUCGAUAUGCACUCUAUGAGUGAAGAAAUUGUACUUGAAUGUAAUGAAGGGGCACCUAUUCUGUUUUAUUGUGUGCUUGGGUACCUGGGUUUCCUGGCCAUUGUCAGUUUGGUGGUGGCUUUCCUAGCCAGGAAACUGCCUGACAGUUUCAAUGAAGCUAAAUUCAUCACUUUCAGCAUGUUGGUGUUUUGCAGUGUUUGGCUGUCCUUUGUUCCCUCUUACUUGAGCACCAAAGGGAAAUACAUGGUGGCUGUGGAGAUUUUCUCCAUCUUAGGUUCCAGUGCUGGGCUGCUGGGCUGCAUCUUCUUCCCCAAAUGCUAUAUUAUUGUCAUGAAGCCAGAGAUGAAUAAUAGGGAACAGCUAAUGAAGAGACCAAGUAAAAGCACGUAAGUGUCUAGAACUCCUGCUUCAGUCUGUAGGCUGCAGGCUUGCAAAUGCAUCAAUAAAAGUUUUAAAAUCCAUAUGAGAGUUGAUUCACAGAAUAAUUAAACCACAGGUUGGAACCUGCAGCCCAUAGGCUGAAUCCAGCACACCAGCCAGCUGUCAAUGGCCCAUCAGCCCUCAGAAAAAUUGGGCACCUCUUUCUGUCUUCGCAAAGGCUCUUCUUUCCCAGGCAUAGCUAAGAGAUAUUGCAUUUUACUAUUAAAGAGAAACAACAAUG
This is a messenger RNA of Podarcis raffonei (Aeolian wall lizard), 2047 nucleotides long. RefSeq names its product vomeronasal type-2 receptor 26-like. Lineage: Eukaryota; Metazoa; Chordata; Lepidosauria; Squamata; Lacertidae. Bases 1 to 1776 code for a protein of 591 amino acids. The record is from RefSeq and is a predicted model, not a curated record. Gene Ontology annotation, molecular function: G protein-coupled receptor activity. The transcript is spliced from 5 exons. Gene Ontology annotation, biological process: G protein-coupled receptor signaling pathway. Gene Ontology annotation, cellular component: membrane.